GAAGUGGAAUAAAGAAGAGUUUAUAUAGAUUGUUCUGCGGAUGUUUAAAAUCCUGCCUCCCAAUCCGCCAAGCUUCUUUAUGCAACUAUGGAGGAUCUGCAAGACUCCAGUUUUAGUGGUCCCAGUGCCAUGAGUAUUGCAUCUGAACUGAAGGAUGAUUUAUACUUCAGACUUGUGGAUGACUUUCUUGGACCACAGACUGGUAACUUAUUAAACCUUGACGAAAAGCCCUUCACAAACCGAUUGUUGGUUCAAGUUGGACUGAUAAAAGAGAAUAACAAUGCGUCAUGGAGUAACAUAGUGAAAUGGCUUCAGAAGAUUUUUCCAGUGUUUCAGUCUGCAGAUUUCCAUGGAUUGAUUAGCAGGAAUACAGCAACUGCUAUGAGCUUAACUGGUGAUUCCAGAGAAAGCUUUCUUCAGGCAAAUGUCAACUUUGAUUUUGUGGGCCCUAUAUGUGAUAGCACUGGCAUCAGCAGAACAGACUUGCUGGAAAUGUCAGAUUUUUCUGAUCGGGCCAAGUUAACAGAGGUUACCAACGGCCUGAUACUAGAGUUGACCAACUUUAUUGAAAGAGAAAAAAUUGACCCAGUGGUCCUAGUGAUGUGGCUUCGUAACUUUGACCCUACAUUCUGCAGCGAUGGCAAAAUUCGAAAAGCUAAUAAGCUUCUUCAGACCAGUCUGAAAAGAUUUAGGAUACAAUACCGAAACAGCCAGAGGAGCAGAAACAGGAGCAGCGGAUUGUCUGAGGAAUUUCUCCAAAGUCCAUUUGAUCUCACUUCUGAUCUAGGAGAUUCUGAAUUUAUAAGAGUGUCCAUAAAUAAAGCACAUUUAAAAAGAAAAUCUCCCCAGUUAACAUCAAAUACACCUAAUCUCCAAAAAAGGAAGCUCAAAGAGGAAAAUGAAACCUGUGAUAUUUCUCCUGGGUUUAGCAAAUGUAAAACAGAAUCUGAAGGUGACUGUAAUGAGACACCUCGUCCAGAUGCUGUGAAGGAGGAAUUUAAUCCUCAGAGUAUUAACACUGAACCUUUAGUAGUAGACAAGAAAGUGGACACUCAGACAGACACAGGAGAUUGUUUAACCCUACUCGAUAUCUCUGUCCUUUCUUUGCAAAAACUUACAAGUAUGUACGGCGAGAAGAGUGAAAGUGCAAAGCUGGUAUGCAUGGAUCUCCUUAAGAAUCAGUUUGCUCUUAUGGUUACAAAAGAUCUCAAUAUGAAAUCCUUAAAUGAAAAGAUCAUGCCCUUAGUUGAAGACUACCAACUUGUACCACCUGUGAAAUUUCUUCAGUGUACCACACUUUUUAUUUACAACUUUAUUGAUACAGUUGAGAAGCAGAUAAUGUCUUAUGAAAGAGAUAUUGUGAGUACUACAGGGGGAAAGCUUGGACGGGACAAAAACCCAAACUUUACUAGUUUUGUGAACUUUGAUGAGAGUUCUAUCACCCGGUAUAUUCACAUGGCUUGUGAGAUCUUGUGUUCAAAAAGAGAAACGAAAAAUAGUUAUCGAAGGCACUGGCUUGCCUUUUGCAUCGAAAGGAAUAACCCCUCCAGACUACCUGUAAAUCAGUCAAAUCAGUUAAUUAACUAUUUUGAGGCAGCGGCAGCACUUGUUCACCAUUACAAAGAUGUUGCACUGUUUGUAUCUGACUUACAACUACUGAACGACGACUCUGAUAUCUUUCUGGAUAGUGUCAGCUCUGAUGCCAGUGAUGAGGUCAUACUUGCUUUAGUUGGUGUAGUGGCUGUCCUGUACUGUAAGGUGUUGGGGCCGUUUUGGCAGCUUUUAAAGAGUGAAGCACAGUACUUGUUGUUUAGCAAGUACUUUAACUGCCUGUAUAAAAAGCUUCUGGAGUGGUCCCAGGAUGCGUCUUCUCUAAUGCAACCUGAACCGAUGACCAACGUGUUCCUCCAGGUUCCAUUGCAGGAGAAGACCUUUACAGGAGUGUUUGAAUUUUGCAGUGCAAACGCAGAUAACCAGUACGGAACACUAAUGAAGGCAUGCCUACAGAGGAUGAUGCAGGUCCUUGCAGCUGUGAUGGAGAAUAAUCUAAAAGAUUUCUUACCCGGAGGUCAAUACUGCAAAGAGGCUUCUGUGGAACUUGCAGAACAGCUAGCAGGCUGUACAUUAAACCAGUUCAUGGGUGAGUACCCCUUUGGACAUGCAUAUUCCUACAGCAAAAACAGACCAGAUCAGACAAAUGUUGGGACAGAGAAAGAAGGUGAUCUCUUGGAGGAAUCAGACAGACAGGGCAGAUACUCUCAGCCUGAGAAGAAAUCUUCACCCAAAGCUCCUUCUGCUUAUAUUAAAAAAGACAAUCCAAAGUCCAAGCCAUACAUCAUGUUUGACAGAGCAAAUCUACGCUCUGUAAACAAAAUGAAAAAGAAAAGAAAGAAUAAGCAGAAGAAAGCACAAACAAAUGACCAGUUGCACAAAAAAACAAUCCUUGCUGCACUUGCCAAACAUGGUGGUCCAUGUAAAAGUGUUGAAGAUGUUAACCUAUUGCUUCGAAGAUUGGAAGGACUAAAUAUAUGUACAAAGCGUGACGCUAUCCGCAGUGAGCUAAACUACUUAAAGGUCAUUGUUGGCUGCAAAGACAAACGGCUGAAUUGCCUGGGCAUUUGUUUUGCAGACAUGGUCGAAAAACUGAAAAAUAUCUUACUUAGUAUUGAUACCAUUAGUAAUGUUGUUACUCAAGUUGGGAGCGCUGAAGUUCAAAGUGUGCCAGAAGAACAAGCCGUAGAGUUUGAGAAUCAUCAGGAGAAUGUCUCAGAUGAAUUUGCACCCAUUGUAUAGAUUGAGGCUGUUUAUUUAAACUUUGUUACUUUGUUGUUGUAGACCCCCCCCCCCCACACACACACACAAAAAAAGGAAACAAAACUAACUACAGUAGAUUUUUUAAUUAGAAUUUAAGUUAACCAAAAUUUUCUAUACUCUGAAAUAUGUGCAGUGUUUUUGUAUGUACAAACAUGCUUUUUGUAAAUAAAGUUGGUUUUGAUUAA
Molecule: messenger RNA, 2999 nt
Organism: Trichomycterus rosablanca
Lineage: Eukaryota; Metazoa; Chordata; Actinopteri; Siluriformes; Trichomycteridae
Exons: 3
Coding region: 88-2793 (901 amino acids)
Molecular function (GO): 3'-5'-RNA exonuclease activity
Source: RefSeq, a predicted model, not a curated record